Arctia plantaginis is the source of this 603-nucleotide messenger RNA. The record is from the annotation of a GenBank genome assembly. Lineage: Eukaryota; Metazoa; Arthropoda; Insecta; Lepidoptera; Erebidae.
AUGAAUAAUAGUGCUUACACUCCAAACACAGGCGUUUCAGCACCUAUAGAUCCAGGCUGGAAUGACCCUCCGAAGUUUUCUUACAACGCUCAGGUUACACCGAAUCGACCAAGAAACAUUUUGAAUAAAAGAGUGGCUUUUCCUAUGUCGAACGUUACGUCCAGUCCUGCACCUAUGUCUCCUGCGAACUUGCCUCCGAUGCCCCAAGUAUUUUCUCCUCCACCAGUAGUGCCGUUAACUUCCACCAUACAACAAGAACAGAUAGAUAUUGACAGUGAAAGUACUUUGAAAGAAGUAAAGGCAAUAUUCAUCAAUCUGUUGGAUAGCAGUAUUGAGUUGGGUAAUAAAGCAGACGACAUCAGGAGGAGGAUAGAUGUCAUGGAAAACAUGUGGACUAGCGGCAAAUUGAACAGUAGGAUAUUUAUGCAGAUGAGAAAUUUGGCUUAUGCCCUACAAGACGAUACUCCAAGGAAAGCUGACGAUAUCCACAGGGCGCUAAUGGUAGACCAUGUAAGUGCAGUAGGUACUUGGAUGCCAGGAAUCAAGCAACUCAUACACCACUGUAUUGCUCGCUCUGAAUUACUCUCUAUUGACAAAGAAUAA